This is a messenger RNA of Scleropages formosus (Asian bonytongue), 3497 nucleotides long. Its product is annotated as transforming growth factor beta activator LRRC33-like. The transcript is spliced from 2 exons. Gene Ontology annotation, molecular function: protein binding. The record is from RefSeq and is a predicted model, not a curated record. The coding region runs from base 435 to 2681 and encodes 748 amino acids. NCBI's taxonomy places the organism in Eukaryota, Metazoa, Chordata, Actinopteri, Osteoglossiformes, Osteoglossidae.
UCAAAUUGAUUUUUUUGGUAUUCUUUAAAACUGACCUUAGCUUGGGAUGUGUGUGGGUUUCAAUUUAAGUCAAUUCCCCUUGACUGACUGGUCCAAUCACAAGCUUUAAUGUUUAUAUUAAUGCAUCUCAUGUGAAAGCAGUGAAACAAAUUAUUUUCUGAAUAAACAGUGAAAUGUAGGCGGGAAAAAAGGGGAAAAUAGCGCAGCUUAUUAAAAGCAGAGCUGAGAAAUAAUGUACACAACAUACAGGAAACCGGGUUUCACAACUCUUCGGGUGAUGACAGUUGCAAGAGAAAGUCAUAAUGCCCACUGACAAAACUUAGGAUACCCUCCCUAUACUCUGUCUGUUGACUUAUUAACACUUGAUUUAUGCAACAGUGCUUUUCAUGAUAUUUUUUGCAGUUUAAUGUUCACCAGUCAAUUCCCACAUUACAAUGUGUGAAGAAAUGCCAUUGGAGAGAAGUGAAGAAAUGCCAGUAUGCUCGAGCAUCCUGAGAAACAUCUCGUUUGAGUUACGUAAACGGUUUGUGUAUUUGAGCUCUGUUGAACAGUGUGCCUGGCCUUUACCAUCCUGUUUUAUGUCGCUUUCUGUCUCAUCCUUUCGUGUCGGUAGGGAUGCUGUGAAAAUGCCAUUGCGUUGCUUCCUCCCUUGGUUGCUGUGCUUCACCAUGGACCUGGCAUUUGGAGCCACCGGCUACGUCCGCCAUGUGCAGUGCACAUUGUCACAGAGAACUGCUCUAUGCAGUGGGAGUAAACUGUCGUCUGUGCCAGUGGACCUUCCGGGCAGCACUGAAGAACUACAGCUGAACAACAACAGCAUAAAACAACUGAAAAACUCCUGUCUUGUUGGAUACCCUCAUUUACGUGUCCUCAGCCUUGUUAGCAAUGGCAUGGAAGUCAUCGAGACAGAAGUGUUCGUUCACAGUCGUCAUGUGGAGAACCUUAGCUUGGCCGAUAACAGCCUUUAUCUGGCCUAUCAGCAGACCGGCGAGGCUCUGUCAGCCUUGUCCCAGUUGAAAGUCUUGGACCUAUCAGGGAAUGGGCUGGCGGAGGACAUGGUCCCCUUCCUGCUACAGAACAUGACUUCUCUGGAGUAUCUGUCCCUCUCCAGAAAUAUUCUGUUGAGAUUGGAUCAGACCAUCUUCCAUCAUCUUUAUCAGCUGAAGGAGUUGAACCUAGAGAGGAACCAGCUGUUUGAGAUUGAAGAGGGGGCAUUUGACAACUUGCAGAAGCUGCAGAGACUCAAUAUGGCCUUCAACAACUUGCCAUGCCUGGUAGGAUUUCAGCUUACUAAACUGGUUGUACUGAAUGCCAGUCAUAACGCUAUUGAGUGGUUCAUAUCCAAUCAAGAUGUGGAAGAUACCUUCCACCUGGAGACUCUGGAUCUUCGAGAUAACAAGCUUAUAUUCUUUCCUUUUCUGCCAAGCCGUAGCUACCUUCAGAAUUUGUUAUUGUCAGGAAAUAAGGUGAGCUUUUAUCAGCACCUUGCAUACAACAGUUCUUCUAACUGGACCACCACUGUCCAAUUUUACAACCUCAACAGCAACAUGAGCACUGUAACAGCAAGCCUGUGGGAUGAAAGUCUGCAUGGAGACAUGUCUUCAUUGGAUCUACUAGACUUGAGUGUGAAUCAGGUGACAUAUCUCCCUCACGGAUUCUUUAGUCAAAUGCCAAAUUUGUCAAGACUGAAACUGGGAACCAACUGUUUGGAGACCUUCAGCUUAACCUCUGAAGGGAUGUCAUCUUCUCUGUAUGAGCUAGAUGUGAGCAAUAACAAGUUAACUGUCCUCCAAGUUAACCAAAGCUCUUUGGAUAUGCUAGGAAAUCUGGAACAUCUCAACCUGAGCUUAAACAACUUGCAGAAACUCCCUCGGAGACUGUUUGCAAGUCUACCUAAUCUUUCAGUGGUGGACCUCAGCCGCAACAAGGUGGCCAUCUGCUCCCUGGAGGAGCAGAGUGCAGGUACAGAGUAUUCAGACUGUGUGGUGUUAAGGAAUAUCAGCUCUUUGAGACAACUCUAUCUCAGGGAUUGCAGCUUGGGACAGUUGCCAUCCAUGGCUUUUGAAGGGACGCCGUUAACGCACUUGGAGCUGUCAGGCAACACAGGAGUAAUAAUAAAGGAGGACUCCAUGACCGGUAUUAGCCAAACAUUGAAGUACUUGGGUUUGGGAGGUAUUCAUUCUUUAAAUGUUGACUUCAGUCAGUUUGUAUGUUUGCAUUCAUUAGACAUUUCUGCAAACUCAUUAUCCCUCCUCCCAGAUUCCCUACUUAGGCUCAGCCUGAGGUGGCUGGACCUGCAUGACAACCACCUUCAGACCAUCCCAGUAAGCCAAGCUCAGAUCCUGAGUUACAGCAUCAAUACUCUUUUCCUUGGAGGAAACCCUUUCAACUGCUGCCAGCUGGACUGGUUGAGAACGUUUGAAGAGGCGAAUACUGUGAUUAUCGAAGACCUGGCCUCACUGACAUGCUUCACUGACCUGGGCAGGGAGCAGAGGCUAAGCAUUAGGGGACUAGACAUGUGCGGAGGUGUUGAUGAGGAAUCCAGCUGGUGGUAUGUCCUCCUCCUGCUCCCGGCAUUUCUCUCCUUGCUGGGGGUGGCCAUCAUCUUUUUUGUCACCUUCAGGCCUAACCAGCUGCCUCGGGAAAUCAAAAGGAGAUGCUGGAGGCCCACUCCAUACUAGCACUGAGCACAGAACAGUUCACAUGUGCCACAGAAGAUGUGUUUCUAUGGACAUUAAUUUUUCCAUUGCAUAAGUGAUCAAAAUGUGACAAUUAUGGUGUGAAACAAAAGGGUAAAGAACUGUGUCAGAUCUCAUACAGCGAGUUUCUGCAAUGUUGUCCUCAGGCGCUCUUUUCUAAAACAUCAUCAGUGUCUUUUGUUCUAUUUACUUACUAUAUCAGGCACAUAAGCUCACAGCAGGCACUGCAGGAUGAUGCCGGAUAUUAUGAAGAUGCUCGUACGCUUAUUUUUAAAGCCAUUUCCGAUGGCAAUAAAGCAUUGACCAGAGGGUUUCCUAAAAUCUUAUGACACAAACAAUUGCUGUUUCUGGACCUAAAGCAUGUGAUUCCUGCAGUGUUGGUUCCGGAAGCUUUGUGAUCACGUGCCCAGGGUUUGGGUUGGUUUGCAAAAUGUCAACAGCAUUGCGAGGUCAGGCUUCUCUUAAAAAAGGCAAAGCAUGAAAUUUCCUGUUUUUGGCAAGUCUGUCAACAACUAUCCAGAUACAGUAUCUUCUCACAGUCUAUGGGCUUUAGGUGUCUUCUAGCUGUACUGGAAUCAGAGUGCACAAUGAGUCCAGAACUGUUUAUUCCUGCUGAGCUCUGUUUAAUAGAUGGUUUCAGCCUACGUUGACUAAAACAUCCUUCUAAGCCUUUACUAAGACUGCAGACCAAGUUAUCAAUGUUUACACACUUAGCUGCAUAUGAACAUGUGCCACGAUGUGUUUUUUGCCCUUCAGUCAUUGAUCCUAAUUCUCAUUGAUUAAUAAACUAAGGACUCU